Molecule: messenger RNA, 1089 nt
Organism: Mucor velutinosus
Lineage: Eukaryota; Fungi; Mucoromycota; Mucoromycetes; Mucorales; Mucoraceae
Gene: SLD5
Product: GINS complex subunit
Exons: 2
Coding region: 1-1089 (362 amino acids)
Molecular function (GO): protein binding
Source: RefSeq, a predicted model, not a curated record
AUGAUCAAGUCUUUCUUUUUGAAAAAGGCAUUUGACAAGAAAGAGGAUGUCGUAUCGUCUACGUUGAAGAAACAGGCAUUGCAAGGCAACGCACAGGCGCAGUACACGCUGGGGAAAAAGUGCAUCGCCGGCAAGGAUGAAACCAGCGACCAUGAUCGGUCCAUCGCCUUGGAUUGGUUCCAGAAGGCUGCUGAAUCAGGACAUGGGGCUGCUCAGCAUGAGUUGGCUCUCGCUUAUCAGCAUGGCUUGGGUACACCGCAUGAUCCAGUGCGAGCUCUACAGUGGUUUACAGAAUCAGCAACGAUCCAUGAUUAUGGCGACGCACAGUAUCAGCUGGGUACACUGUAUUAUUACGGUAAUUGCGGAGUGCCGCAAGAUUAUGCCAUGGCACAUCAAUGGUUUCUCAAAGCAAGCAGUAAUCUACAGAGCAGCAGCAGCAGUCUUGGAGCAGCACAAAACUCGCUGGGGUUCCUGUAUCAACGAGGGUGGGGAGUAGAGCAGGACCAUCGUCAAGCACUGCAAUGGUUCAUCAAAGCAGCCAGCAACAACAAUAGCAAUGCACAAAAUCAAAUUGGUGUAUAUCACAAAAAAGGACUAGGAGGACUCAAAGUGGAUCAUCGUUUGGCCUUUGAGUGGUACAGUAAAUCGGCAAAAAAUGGGAAUAGUUCGGGACAAUGCAAUCUGGCAUGGAUGUACUAUGAUGGUUAUGGCACGAAACAGGAUUAUGUCAAGGCCAUGAAAUGGUUUCUGAUGGCAGCUGACAACCAUAGCCAUGACGCUCAGUUGCAAGUGGGCGUCAUGUAUCUGAAUGGAUUAGGUGUGAAACCAGACAACAUGAUGGCAUUGAACUAUCUGACUUUGGCUGUUGAAAAUGGGAAUCAGCAUGCUCAGGAAUACAGGGACUAUCUCUCUGAUUUGUUGGACAAUGAAAAGGUAGAGACAUCUGCUGCUGGUUUCAGUACUAUCGCAAUGACGCACAAGAAAUCUAUGUCCAUGGAUGAUACGACACGUCUCUAUACGAAUGAAGCGCUAUCCAACACACCUAGACACUAUUCUCAUCAGACUUAUACGAGUAAUAAAAGCAAGUAA